CAAAAAAAGCAAUAUUUGCUUUGUAUGCAGUAAAUUCAUUAUCCUGAAAUAAAAUUUAGAAGAUCAUGCACACUGCAUUUGAUUGUUAUCCAAUUGUUGAGCGAUUACCUCUUGUUAUCCAAUCAAUUGCAACAUCAGGAGAUAAACUUUUAAUAGGUACGAAAGAAGGUCAUCUUCUAGUUUAUAACAUUAUUGAAGAAGUAUCGCAAACAGGUAAAAAAUUCCAAGUGCAUUUUAGUCGAUCCAACAAAACAUUUGGAAAAAAAGCUGUAAAACAGCUGAAUAUUUAUGAAAAAAUUGGCGUAAUUUUCAGUCUCUCUGAUGAAAUCAUUAGUGUCCAUGACUCAAAUUCAUAUUCUUUGAAAUUUCAGUUUCCAAAAAGUAAAGGGGUCAAACUAUAUGCUGUAGAUAAUGGCGUGAAAAUGCUUCGCUUGGGCAUCGUUACAUCUCGAAAGGUUCAGACAUUUUAUUGGAAUAAAAAUGAAUUUUCUGAUCUUCAUCCAGAAUUAAAUUUUCCAGAAACUCCAAAGAAAAUUGCUUGGAUUGGAGACUACAUUUGCGUUGGGAUGAGGAAAGAAUAUAUUCUAAUGAGAUGUGACACAGGUGACAUAAUAGAACUUUUUGACACAGGAAUUAAAAAAAGUGAGCCGUUAAUUGCAAAUGUGCCUACUGGUGAAUUAGCUUUAUGUAGAGAUGAAGUAACAGUGUUUCUUCAUGUUAGUAAGAAGGGUGAACAUACUGACAGUCUUGCUGUUACCUGGUCUGACACACCUCUUGCGUUGGAGUUUAUUCAUCCUUAUAUAAUUGCUGCACUGCCUAAGUAUAUAGAAAUUUGUUCUCUCAAUCCAAGACAUGUUGUACAAAGAAUAGAAGCUCCUAAUGCAACAAAUAUUGUUGUUGGUUCUUACUGCUAUAUUGCAUCACCAUCACACACAUGGAGACUAUGUCCAGUUGACGUUAAUAAACAAAUUGACCAGUUAAUUGAAGAAAAAGAAUAUGAAAUGGCGCUCACGCUUACUGAGCUCAUGGAUGAAGUUGGUGAUAAAAAAAAAAAUAAAAUGAAACAAAUAAAAAAGUUGCUUGGUUUUUCACAGUUCUGUCAAAGGCGGUUUGAAGAAGCUAUAAAACUAUUUAACAGCAUUGACGAAGAUCCAUCGUUUGUAAUUGGAUUGUUUCCAAAUUUGCUUCCUAAGGAAUUUCACAAACGCAUAAAAUAUCCAUCAACUCUUCCAAAUUUCAGUGACGGAGAUAUAGAAAAAGGUUUGAAAGUUCUGAUUGAUUAUUUAACUGCAAUAAGACGUAAUGCAAAACAGACCCAACAAUCUACUGUCACAAGCAUUCAACAGUCAGCAGUCGCACGAAGUCGACUGCCAUCGGUGUUAAACAGUCAACAAUCUGAAACAAGCAAAAGUUUUCUCUGUUUAAUUGAUACCACUUUACUUAAAUGCUACCUGCAAGUAAAUGAUAAUCUUAUAGCUCCUCUUUUGCGUCUCAGUAACCACUGUCACGUUGAGGAAUGCGAGAACGCGCUUGUGCAAAAAAAGAAAUUCAACGAGCUUGUGCUUCUUUACCAGAGCAACAAUGAACAUGAGAAAGCUUUAAAUCUUCUUUUGGACCAAUCAGAUAUCGAUUCAAGCCCUCUGAAAGGGCCAACUAAAACAAUAGAAUAUUUACAAAAACUUGGUGAAUCAAAUUUAUCUCUUAUAUUUAAAUAUUCGAUUGGGGUUUUGGAAAAAUAUCCAAAUGAAGCUUUAACAAUAUUCACUAACGAUACACAAGAGAUCGAACAACUUCCACGUGAUCGCGUGUUAGAACAUUUGAAGAAGCAUGCACCAAGUACUGUUACUAAGUAUUUAGAACACAUUAUUUUUGAUUGGAAAGAAACAAAAUCCGAAUUUCAUAAUCGUCUGGUUAGUUGCUAUAUAGAGUCAAUUAUUCCUUUAAUGCGCGAUUAUCUUAUUUCGUUGCGAAGUAGUGAUAAAAGAGCGCCAGCUGGCAAAGAGCCAGGAAAACUAGGAGAUUUACGUGCAAGACUUCUUUUUUUUCUGGAACAUUCUACCCAGUAUCAGCCAUCGAAACUUUUUCGGUAUUUUCCGCAGAACAUUCUACAUGAGGAGCGUGCUUUAUUGUACGGGAGAGAAAAGCGGCAUGAAGAAGCUCUAGCUAUUUACAUAUAUAUUUUAAAAGACCGUUAUAUGGCGGAGCAGCAUUGUCAUAAAAUAUUUUCUGCAGAAAACUGUACAGAUGAAUCUGAUAGAAAUGUUUAUUUGAGCUUAGCGAAGAUGUAUUUACACCCAGAACAAUUACCUUCUCUUACUGCACCUAACUCUGUAUUCAAUGAUGUGGUAAUGAAUCCCGAUCUUCAAGUUGCUCUUGAUAUUUUAUGCAAGUACGCAAAAAGAAUCGAAAUCAAAGACGCGCUAGAACUUUUGCCUUCUUACACCAAAAUCAAAGAUAUUUUGGCUUUUUUAACAACAGCACUAAAAGAUAAGGUACAAAAUAAACACUCAACUAUUGUAAGAAAAAAUCUCAUACACGCUGAAUAUUUGCAAAUAUAUGAACAACAAAUUUAUUACCAGAGCACAAAAUGUGAAAUUACAGAAGAACGUAACUGUCUCAUCUGUCACAAAAGGAUUGGUACAAGUGCAUUUGCAAGAUACCCACCCGGUUUUAUAGUUCAUUAUUUCUGUUGGAAGGGUUUGCCGGACAACACCUGCCCGCCAAAUUUGUUUGAUAAUUAGUUCUUUUUAUAAAAUGGUAGUCAGAUCUUUUGUUGUUGUUUUAGAAUAUGGAAAAUUUUUGUUUUGA
Molecule: messenger RNA, 2808 nt
Organism: Hydra vulgaris (swiftwater hydra)
Lineage: Eukaryota; Metazoa; Cnidaria; Hydrozoa; Anthoathecata; Hydridae
Source: RefSeq, a predicted model, not a curated record